AUGUCUGAAUGCUCCCUCAUUUUAUCCGGUGACUGUGGUGGCACGAACACGCGACUAUCGUUGUGGAACAUUCCUAAGAGUGCUAUUUGGCUCAAAGGUAAUGUCAUUCCUGGUGAAUCUAUCUUUGCCAAGAAAUACUUGAAUGAAGAGUACUCGAGCUUUGAUGAAGUCUGUCGUCUCUUCAUGAACGAAGCCACCCAGCUCAUUGAUGACGUUCCUGAGGCUUGUGUCCUGGCUUGUGCCGGUCCUAUUCUCAACAACACUGUGGACUUUACGAACGUCGAGUUUGGCUGGAAAAUUGAUGGUAGUAGUCUUGAAAAGCAGUUUGGCAUCAAACACGUAAAGCUCAUCAACGACUUUGCUGCCAUGGGGUACGGGCUGCUGACGCUGCGUCCACAUGAGUACAUUGUGCUAAAUGAUGCACCCAAGGACGAGAGUGCUCCUAUGGCUACAAUUGGUGCUGGUACGGGUCUGGGUGAAUGUUUCUUGACCCCUGAUUCCGGUGGUCAGUAUUCGUGCUUUGCCUCUGAGGGUGGCCAUACGGACUUUGCCCCUGCUGACGAGAUCGAGAUUGAGCUAUAUAAUGAGAUUAAGGCUAAACUAGGCUGUCAUCAGCGCUUUUCCGUCGAACGUAUCGUGUCUGGACCGGGUCUUGCGACGAUUUACGCGUUUCUAGCGAGAAAGUUUCCUGACAAGGUGGAUUCUAACGUACAUGCAAAGUUUCUACAGGCAAAGACACAAAAGGGUCGAGUCGUUGGCGAGAAUGCAAAGACAAAUGAGCUAUGCAACCAAACAAUGGAGAUCUUUGUGGGUGCAUAUGGUCGUGAAGCUGGUAAUGCAAUGCUCAAGUAUUUGCCUCGUGGUGGAUUUUACAUUACAGGAGGUCUUGCACCAAAGAAUCUCGACUACUUUACCAAGAAGGAUCUUUUUCUAAACUCUUUAUUUGACAAAGGUCGUGUCAGUCCUGCUCUACGUGCAUGUCCAAUCUACUUGGUAUUGACGGAAGAACUUGGGGAACGAGGUGCUCAUUUCUACGCCUAUCAGUUGCUACACUCUUGUGUUUAA
This is a messenger RNA of Peronospora belbahrii, 1065 nucleotides long. Lineage: Eukaryota; Oomycota; Peronosporomycetes; Peronosporales; Peronosporaceae. The record is from the annotation of a GenBank genome assembly.